AUGUUGCCAUCGUCGCCCUCGAGUCCGUCAUCCUUCACCGAAUCUCAUUCUCCUCUCCGGCGAGCGCCAACCAACACCUCCGAUAACGACCUUGAGGAGACCGCUUCUUUGACCGCUGUGUAUUCGGCCGCUUCCUCCGUAACCUCAACCAGACCUCAUCUUCCCACCGGUCGCACUCCGUCGACUCAUUCAUUGUUGGCCGCUCACAAGAACCCUGAUGUUCGCAAAGCUGCCCAUGCUGAGACCACCAGGGCUUCUGCCGAUCGUUUUGCUAUAAGUAUGCCACCUCCCAUCACCAAAUCCAGCAAGGAUCGAAGGCUAUCCAAUUCCUUCUCUUCCUUCUCUUCGGCCCGGUCUUUCCGGAGAUCUGAGGAUGGCCCUAGGAGCCCCCCUGCUUCAGUUAAGAGCUUUGAAGGAGAAAAGCUCCCGUUCGGUGCCUCGCCGCCGGCUCAGACCCCAACCACUGCUCAUGAUCCCACCGUGGUUACAACUGCAUCCACUCCACUUACCUCCGGUUUGCAUUUGCUUUCGCCUCCCGCCUAUUCCCCAAACAUUCCUAACCAGACGAAUUUAGUGUCAGCUCUUUCUUCCCAGGGCAGUUCUCAGUCGUCCGCUCAGUCGUCCGCCCCGCAGAGCGAACCCUCGCUUCCCGCUGGCCAAUCCUUAGUGACCCCAGUUCAACCCGAUGGGACCGAGACCGCCUUGCCCACAAGAGCUCCUCGAGCCACUCAGCCUCGUUCGACUUCUUCCAAUCGCCGUCUGAGUACCACAGGAUCAGCCAGGAAUGAAAGUGUAGGGGCCGAACACAAAGCGCCUUUUGGCCGCAUUGGAGUUUGUGCUCUAGAUGUCAAGGCAAGGAGUCGACCAAGCCGACAAAUUUUAACGCGGCUGCAGGGAGAUGGCGAGUUUGACGUUAUCGUGUUUGGGGACAAGGCAAUUCUUGACGAGGACGUCGAGAACUGGCCGAUAUGCGAUUAUCUGAUAUCCUUCUUCUCGGACGGCUUCCCACUGGACAAGGCUAUUGCGUACACCAAAUUGCGCAAGCCGUUCGUGGUGAAUGAUCUCCCCAUGCAAAAGGUCCUCUGGGACAGGCGGCUCUGUCUAAAGAUCUUGGACCAAAUGCAUAUUCCAACCCCCAAGCGCAUUGAAGUUAACCGAGAUGGUGGUCCAAGAUUGGAAACCGCCGAGCUCGCGCAGCACGUCAAGGCGAAGACGGGUGUGGUUCUGGAGGGACCGGAAGACGGUACCGGUGGAGGCGCCUCUAUAACACAAAAAGUUGAACUCAUUGAUGAUGGAGACACUUUGGUCGUGGACGGCAGACACUUCAAGAAGCCCUUUGUCGAAAAGCCUGUUGACGGGGAGGAUCACAAUGUUGUCAUAUACUUUCCCAAAACACAGGACGGCGGCGCUCGACGAUUGUUUCGAAAGAUUGGAAACAAAUCCUCGGAAUACGAUCCGAGCCUGAUUGUGCCCAGGUCAAUUACCGAAGAAAAUAGCAGUUACAUCUACGAACAAUUUCUGAAGACGGAGAACUCGGAGGACGUCAAAGCAUAUACGGUUGGUUCCAAUUACUGUCAUGCCGAGACGAGAAAGUCCCCAGUUGUCGAUGGUUUGGUCCGCCGAAACACCCACGGAAAAGAACUCAGAUACGUCACUAAACUCAGCGAGACAGAAAGAGAAAUGGCUUCCAAAGUCUCACAAGCCUUUGGCCAGCGCAUUUGCGGUUUCGAUAUGUUGCGGACCGGCACUGCAAGCUACGUCAUUGACGUGAAUGGCUGGAGUUUUGUAAAGGACAACGAGGACUACUACAACGACUGCGCAAGAAUUUUGAGGGGCAUGUUCCUGGCCGAUAAGUUCAAGAAGGAGAAUCCCGUCUCAGACGAGCAGCCGUCUGACAUGGCAGGCGACGGCCCUCACCACCGUCGGCACGGAACCAAUCACCCGCACCGGUCGGCUCUCAAGACAAUUCUUAAGUCGCCUAGCAUGACAAAGUUAUCCCAGCACAUGCCAUAUCCUUCAAGACAUCAUGCCUCGAGUAUUUCAACAUCUACGAAGACAUCAGCAAUGACGACUCCAAUAAGCUCUCCUCCCAGUAUAGAGAAGGCCGUGAAUGCUAUUAUCCCUCCAGCUACUAUCGACAAUGCAGAUAUUCUUCCUCCACCGAAGCUUGGAACCUCGGCUCCAGCCAAAAUACCGGCAGAACAUGGAGCCCCCGUCAAAUUGGCCGAGCCUCCAGCGCCACUGCCAGCUUCGAAACAUUCGUGGAAGUUGAAAGGAGUGGUUACAGUUAUCAGACAUGCCGACAGAACUCCAAAGCAGAAAAUCAAGUUCACCGCCCAUUCACAAGUGUUUGCCGAUCUCCUGAAAGGGCAUCACGAAGAGGUGCUUCUCAAGGGCGAGGCAGCGCUAGCCAGCGUUGAGGCGGCGGUCAAAAUUGCCCAGAAGGAAGGUCUCGAAGAUCCCGACAAGUUGCGAAAUCUGCAAAUUGCGCUUGCCAAGAAAGGUAAACAGCCGGGGACCAAGGUUCAGAUCAAACCGAUGUUCCGAAAGAAGAAGCUUGAAGAGGUGAGGGGGACGUCAACUGAGGCGUUGAGGACUACCAGUCCUGACGGGUUGGCAGCAUCAGAAGCUAAGCACCCGCAAUUGUCGGAAUCUCCCUCCACUGAGCGAUCAGGGUCCUUCUCGGACUCCAAGAAUAUCGGUCGACUGCAGACACGGAGCGACUCGAUCUCUGGCACCACAUUUUCUCGGUUCUCGGCCGCAGAAAAUGACUUGGUUCUUGACAAGCUACAACUCGUCAUGAAGUGGGGAGGGGAGCCCACCCACUCUGCUCGGUAUCAGUCACAAGACUUGGGCACCAACAUGCGAGAUGACUUCAAACUCCUCAAUCGGGAGUUACUCGACGAUGUGCGGAUCUUUACGAGUUCCGAGAAUAGAGUCAAGACCAGCGCACAGAUCUGGGCGGCUGCCUUCCUAGAUCGCCAGGAUCUUCCAGAAGAUUUCAUCACGGUCAGGAAAGACCUUUUAGACGAUUCCAACGCUGCCAAGGACGUGAUGGACAAGGUCAAGAAGAAGCUUAAGCACCUCCUUCGAGAGGGGAGUGUCCCGGAGGAAUUCGCCUGGCCCAAAGACGUACCAGAGCCGUACGUCGUGAUGCAAACUGUUAUCGAACUACUGAGAUUCCAUCGGCGGGUGAUGCGUCACAAUUUCAAGAAGCUUGCAACAGGCGCCACCGCGUCUCUUGCCGCUCUGAAUGGCUCUGCAGAAGGUAAAGACAACAGCAACCAGCCUAAGGAGUAUAUCAGCGUCGCUUCCAUCCAAUCGAGGUGGUGCACGGGGGAGGAUUCUGAGCUGUUCAAAGAGCGCUGGGAGAAGCUGUUUUCCGAGUUCUGCGACACUGAAAAGGCUGAUCCCAGCAAGAUCUCGGAGUUGUAUGACACUAUGAAAUACGAUGCCCUUCACAACAAACAAUUCCUCGAAUGGGUCUUCACUCCUAGCCAAUCAAUACUCGAGGAAAUGGCAAAAGAGGAGAAUGUUCUUUUGACGAAUACUUCACCUGAGCCAGAGCGGACCGAUGAGAUUCCCAAUUCGGCUAGCAGUGGUCGCCAGGAAAGCAUGGUUUCAUCCUCUGCCAGCCUUCAUGAACGGCAUACCUUUGCGCAGAAGAUUGGGCUUAGACGACAAUCCAUUCUGAAGCAGCCUCUUCCCACACCCCCUCUGAUGUCGUGGGAACAGGGUGCCUCAUACUUCAAACUAUUUACUGGCUCCGGAGACAGUCGGUCUAUGUUAGAUCAAAGGCUUAGCCGUCUGAGAGAACUGUAUCGGUACAGCAAGAUUCUGUUCGACUACAUCGGGCCGCAGGAAUAUGGAAUCAGUAACGACGAAAAACUGGAGAUUGGUCUCCUGACCUCCCUUCCCCUACUCCGAGAAAUCGUCUCUGAUCUCGAAGAACUACAGGCCUCGGGCGACGCGAAGUUCUUUGUCUAUUUCACGAAGGAAUCUCACAUUUAUACGUUGCUGAACUGCAUUAUGGAGGGCGGGAUCCACACGAAGAUCAAGCGUUCGACCAUCCCCGAACUUGACUACUUGUCACAAAUCUGCUUUGAACUAUACGAAGCAAAAGAUGCUGAAACCGAUGAAUCCACAUACUCGAUCCGCAUCUCCAUCUCUCCUGGCUGUCACACCAUCGACCCUCUCGACGUAUCCCUUGACUCUAAGCACGCCAUUGGAACCGCACCGCGACGGUCGUUGACGAAUCAUCAGGAUUGGAAAGAGGUCAUUUCGACGUUGAAGGCCAAGUUCAACACGGUGCAGCUGCCCAAGUCGUUCCUGGCCGUUAAUGUGAGCUACAAGCAUGAGCAGGAAGCGCAGAGAAGGGCGAGCUUAAUGCAGAGUGAAGCGGCGCAGGAAGCGGAUGGUAAGCCUGAUGACACAGACGCGGCCGAUAUGAUGGAAGGACAGGGAACCGAUGACUUUAACGGUGCGGCUGAUGAAGCAGUACCAGUUGAGCUGGCUUCCUCCGAAACAAUAACAGACGCGGAGACGUCUGCCAGCCCUCUUCUUUGA
Capronia epimyces CBS 606.96 is the source of this 4566-nucleotide messenger RNA. RefSeq lists its product as uncharacterized. The coding region runs from base 1 to 4566 and encodes 1521 amino acids. Gene Ontology annotation, molecular function: diphosphoinositol pentakisphosphate kinase activity; 5-diphosphoinositol pentakisphosphate 1-kinase activity; inositol hexakisphosphate kinase activity. Gene Ontology annotation, biological process: inositol metabolic process; inositol phosphate biosynthetic process. The record is from RefSeq and is a predicted model, not a curated record. The transcript is spliced from 3 exons. Gene Ontology annotation, cellular component: cytosol. NCBI's taxonomy places the organism in Eukaryota, Fungi, Ascomycota, Eurotiomycetes, Chaetothyriales, Herpotrichiellaceae.